Messenger RNA from Pomacea canaliculata, 4997 nucleotides. Its product is annotated as usherin-like. Bases 1 to 4014 code for a protein of 1337 amino acids. The transcript is spliced from 30 exons. NCBI's taxonomy places the organism in Eukaryota, Metazoa, Mollusca, Gastropoda, Architaenioglossa, Ampullariidae. Gene Ontology annotation, molecular function: protein binding. The record is from RefSeq and is a predicted model, not a curated record.
AUGGCAAUCAAAUGGUCUCCUCCUUCUUCACCAAAUGGUCCAGCGCCCAACUACACUGUACAGAAAACAAACAUUGCUCUAAGUUAUCCAGCAUCUGUUGUUCAAGGAACCCGCUUUCCUGGGUCGGGUUUCUACGUUUUUGCUGCAGAAACAUUACCUCAAAAUGUAGACUUUACUGGCAUUCGCUUUGAAUUUCGUCUACAGCAAGCAUCAGGGUUACUGAUGUUUGCUGCCUCUGCAAGUCAAAAUGAAUACAUCGCUGUGCUUUUUAAAAAUGGGCGUCCACGUUUAUCUUGCCCAGGUGAAGUAGAAGUUGAUGGCACAAUGGCAGUCAAUGCCAAUAUGACUUCCCUUGCUGAUCUCAAGGACCAUACCCUGGAAGUUCGUCGUCUGAGCAUCUCGAGUUCUAUUCUUGUUGAUGGCCUGUACACAGGCUGCAAGGAUAACCUUGGCGUGUACACUUUCAAUGAUGAAGGACUUGCAUAUAACGACUUAAAGUGGCACUCACUGGAAGCGUUGCGCUAUAACGGGAUUUAUGCUAAUAUUACUAUUGAUCGUAAAUGGACAGGAUGCAAAAGUUUACAAGGCGUCUCAACUGUCAAUGAUGAAGGAAAGACCUAUUUUGACAAGGACUGGCACACAUUUGAGGCUCGUCGUUUUGGUAUAGAAGGCAGUGUCCGCAUUGACGCUGAGUGGAGAGGGACAGGAAAAAUCCGUGACCCAAAUUGUCAAAACAGUAGCAUAAUAGGAACUACCACUGCCUUAUAUGUUGGAGGUGUACCUACCAGCUACAUUCUACGUCGAGAUGAUGGAAAAAACAGUGUUCUGGAGAGUGUGUUCAGCACCAGUUUCCAGGGCUGCAUUCACAAGGUGGAGGUGAUGAAGCAGAUGUAUCCUGAAGAAAUCUGGGAGGAACUGGACUGGAAUCGAGCUACAAGCUAUGAACUGGCUUUUCUUAACUGGCAAGGUUGUCCCAUCAACCUUCAGGCUGGCGGGAUACACUUCAUGGGAAAAGGGUAUAUGGUUGUGCCAAACUGUGGAAGUGGUGAGUGCGUUUUGGAAGGUAACUCACUUGAUAUUAGUUUUCGUAUGCGCACAAACCUACACACUGGAAACCUUCUCCUGGUACAUGGAGGAACGGGCGUCUACAUCGCAGCCUUUCUUCAGAAUGGUGGCCUUAACUUCACAUUCAGCAAUGGUGUUGUCAUGACUACUGUCACAUUUAAUGAUCACACCACCAACCUCUGUGAUGGCCAGUGGCACAGUAUUACUUUUUUGAAGACUGGACAGCAAGGUUCCAUAACAGUCGACAAUCAAAGCGUUUCAGUGGGGAACCCCUCGGUCUCUUUGACUGUCCUCACAACCUAUGACAUCUACAUGGGGGGCAUCAAGCCUCAGUCAACUCUUUCCAGUUUUAUAGAGAGUAAUCGCUUGUCACUACCCACAGAAGAACAGUUGGACCUAUCCACAGUGAGGGAUCUGGUUAACAUCAAUCUAGAUGGCUGUCCUCCAUUCCAUGUUCCGGAGAAGACUUGUCAAGACAGUCUAGUCACUGAGGUUUACCGUGGUCCCCAGACUAUUGCUUAUGAAAGAGGCUUAAUGCCUUACACAGAUUACAUUUACAGAGUGGCAGCAGAAAAUGAAGUUGGAGUUGCAUUCAGCGGAUGGAGCUAUGGCCGCACAAAAGAAGGAGUACCUGUGGGUGUGAGUGGACCAAUAGGUGUACGUACUCUCACUGGAUACAUGGCUGAAGUGGAGUGGAUGGAACCCCAAAGUAGUUCUGGUCUCCUGAUGAAGUACAUCAUUAGUGCUUACAAUCUGGACCAGCCGCAGCAACCACCUGUGAUGGAAUAUGUUCUGGAUGCCAAUGCAGAUGCCAUCAACAUGACAAAUUUGAUACCUAGCACCAAUUACUUGUUCAAAAUCUCUGCCUGUACAAGUGGUGGCUGCACAGAAAGUACCGAGGGACUAGAAGUCCAUAUGCCUGUUGAAGCCCCAGAAAAUGUUGCAUCACCAUUUGCUGUAGCCACAGCAUCUUCCCUUCUUGUGAAAUGGAAUCCACCAGGCAAGCCAAAUGGCAAUAUAACUGGUUACUUUCUGUACCAGGAUGGUGAGCAGGUGUAUGCUGGAGGGGAGCAGCAAUAUCUUAUUACAGGUCUUCAGGUAUUCACAUCAUACCAAUUUUAUGUACGGGCAUGCACCGUUGCUGGAUGCACAGAUGGACCAAAAGUUUCUCUAACCACAGCACAACUUCCACCAUCAUUGGUCAAGCCUCCUACCUUGCAAGUUUUAGGUACAAAGAGCAUUGAGGUGAGAUGGGAACAGCCAAGUCAAAUGAAUGGGAUGCUGGAGCGCUACCUUGUCUUCUUGUCCCGAACAGGAAGCACAAGAGGAGAUGCAGUGUACAACACCACAAUGCUGUAUCCUGAAUAUAUAUUAACAGAACUGUUGGCAGGCACUACCUAUUUCAUCUCUGUUGGGGCCUGCACUGGAGGUGGCUGCACAGUCAGCAAUGCCACUUCUGCCACUACAGCAGAGAGUGCUCCAGAUGGAGUCGCUGCUCCUGUAGUAACCUCACCUAGCCCCUCGCAGUUGCUAGUCACUUGGCAAGAGCCUGAAUUUCCUAAUGGUCGAAUCAUCAACUAUGAUCUUUUUCAAAAUGGUAUCAUUGUAAUAACAGGCAUGGCAAUGAAUUAUUCAGUAGGGGGCCUGUUACCAUAUAGCCGCCAUUUGUUCAGGCUUCGAGCCUGCACUCAACAGGGUUGUGGUUCCAGUCUGGAGGUGGAGGCCAGAACACAGGAAGCCUCACCACAGGGCCUUGUAGUUCUUGUUGCCUCUGUUGUCGAUGCUCGUACAGUCAACGUGUCAUGGACACAGCCUGCUCAAGCCAAUGGAUUCCUUUAUUUCAAUGUCUAUUUUGAGGGAUUGUUCUAUGCCAAUCCAGGUGUUUGGAAUUAUACUACAGUCCAGAACCGCAGCAGUUUGUUACAACAGACGGUUUCAAACCAAUACUUUGCAAUUACUUCUCUCAUCCCCAACUCCCAGUAUAAGAUCCAGGUGAAUGCUUCAAAUUCCAAAGGCUUUAUACUGUCCAAUGUGGUACCCGUGAUGUUGCCUCCUGGAUCCCCAGAUGGUAUGAAGCCACCAGUCAUAGUUUCAGACUCUUCUACCAGUCUGCUGGUGAUGUGGAAUGUGGUGGGGCGCGCCAAUGCAGAAGGAAGUGUGGUAUAUACAGUCCAAUUCAGACAGCGUGAGACUGACAUGAUCCAAAAUGACUUUGGCCCAACAACCACUCUGUCAUACAAGAAAACUAAUUUGAUGCCUUACACAGCUUACCAGUUUCGACUUCAGGCCUCCAACAACUAUGGAACAGCACUGUCACCAUGGAUUGAGCAGACAACCCAACAAGACAAACCACUUGGUGUUAGUCCCCCACAAAUAGCUGACAUUCAAGCUAGAUAUAUUAACUUGACAUGGACAGCACCUACGAGUCCAAAUGGAAUCAUUACAACUUAUAAUGUGCAUCAGAAUGGAGUGUUGAGAAAAGUGCUAACAGGAAAUGUGACAGCAUACCAGGCAGAUGGCUUAACACCUUACCAGCAGUACAGCUUUCAGAUCGAGGCUUGCACAACAGCUGGUUGCACCAAGAGUAUGUCCUCCACUGAAGUUCGCACACCAGAAGCAGUUCCUGAUGGGAUAGGACCGCCAAGUUUAAGGUCUGUAACUCCAACCAUGAUAGAAGUCACAUGGCUGCCCCCAACCGGACCUAAUGGUGUCAUCCAGAUCUAUGUUCUGGAACGGAGACUAGCAGACACCAGUGACCCUGUAGUAAUGGUGAAAACAUUUCAGCCAACUGAUGCCAAGGCUUACAUAGAUGAAUCUGCUGCCCUGAUGCCUUUCACAAGCUACAGUUACCGCAUCAAGGUGGUGAAUGGUGCAGGCACUGGUGAAGGACCAUGGGCAAAUGUGACCACAGCAUCAUCCAAGCCUGCUGGACUUGCCUCCCCAUCUUGACUGUUAAAGGGUCAACAUCUAUUCAGGUCAACUGGUCAAGACCACAGCUGCCUAAUGGCAUAAUUGAAGUCUAUUUCAUACGUUGGUCAAACCAGGAAAAAGAGAUUCGUAACUUCACCUCACUUGUGGCUUAUCUCGAGGGCCUGGUCCCCUAUACCACCUACUCCGUCACACUCACAGCUGUACUAGUGGAGGAUGCACACAAAGUCAGUCAGUAAAUGCAACAACGACAGACCCAGCUGCCCCAUCAGGUCAAACCCCUCCAAUACCACAGGCCAUCUCACAGUCAGCAGUCUCUGUUCUUUGGACACUUCCAGCCAAUCCCAACGGACCAAACAUACGAUAUGAACUGUCAAGGAAAAAAGUACGACAGCCCUUGGACAUUACAGCCCAAGACAUUGGAGUCUGGCAAAGUGCAUACCAGGGAACUGGAUUAUUUUAUGUGGAUAGAAACUUGCCAUUGUUCACAACAUAUGUAUAUCGGGUCACGGCAUUCACUGACAUUGGUCAGACAACUAGUGAUGACUCACAAGAGGUGACUACUUUUGGUGGCUUCCCUCGGCUUCCUCCCACUGUAUCUGCAACUGCCAUCAGCCACCUUGAAAUCCUGGUCAACUGGACACUACCUGAUCCAGUGGCCCUACAGGGAGAUGUAGAGAAUCUGACACUGUUUGCUCAAAGUGUGGCAAAAACCGUUACAGUGUAUCCUGAAGUUGAUGCAAACAGUUUUACUGUCCAGAAUCUUCUACCACACACAGAUUUCACCAUCACCCUAACAGUCACAAUAUUUGGAGGAGCGUCUAUCAACAGCACAUCAUUAACUGUCACAACACUUGAUGGAGCUCCAUCAGGGAUGGCUCCACCUGUCUUGACAGUUGUCAAUGAUAAUGCCAUGAGAGUGGCUUGGACUGAGCCUCAGAACCCCAAUGGACAGAUUACAGCAUAUAAUGUUAUUGUAAACAACAGAACUAUUCCAACUGGCC